AUGAAAACAAAAAUGUCGGAGGGCAAGCCUGAGGAUGCCAAGGCUGAGCCUGGAGUGUUUGAACGUUACCACCCACAACAUCCUCUACCAGAAGGUAUACGAAAAAUGGAGCAUGAUGACACUAUAUGUAAGUAUUGUGGGGUGAGCUACCUCAUUCACAAUGAAAUCAAAGCCAUGGAGGAAAAGUUAAAAAAGACCUUAGCUGAGAUGGAACACUACAGAGGAAGCGUGGAGAGAGAAAAACAGCUACAAGUUGAUUAUGAACGACUGAUGGGAGAAACCAAGGAACUCCGAGAACAUUCCAAAGAAAUGGACAACAUAAUAUCGUCGCUACGCAGUUCCUUAAAAAAUGAAGAAGAACUUUCAAACCACUUAAGAUUACAGAACCAGAAUGUUCAGAGUGAACUAGAUAGGACCAUUACGGAGAGGGAAAGCUUUAGGUUAAAAUUUAGCCUGUUUGAAGAGAGACUACCGUCUAUAAAGUCCCAGCUUGUGUCCCAGCGACAAUCUGUAAGGGAUGUACACAAGUUUGUCGAGGAGAGGGAUGCUAAAAUUCAAUCAGACCUACAACUAUUACAAAAAAACAUCAUUGAAAAAUACCAGUCUGAACAGCAAGGAAUAUCCUCACUUCAACAGCAUAUUGAUAAAUUAGAAGCGGAGAAAUCAGAAUCUGCCAUGCAGUCCACCAUGAUGACGGACAAGGUUCGUCGCCAGGAGAAGGAACUAAAAUCACUGUCUAAUGUCAGAGAGGAAAACUCACAACUACAGCAAAAGUGUAAUAGUUUAGAAAACUCUAUUAAAGACAUAAGACAACAACUUGAGGAUUCUGUAUCGACCAGUCGGCAAUUGAACUUAGAAAGUCAACAAUUCAAGGAAAGUCUAAGAAACAAAGCCCAAGAAAUUGAGGAAUUAACAGCACAAUCAAGGAGAAAAGAGCAAAAUACAGAAAUGUCACUACAGAAACUUCAGAAUGACUUAAGAAAGAAAGAAACAGAAUUGACAUCACUGACCAGGGAGAUGAAAACAAUGCAGUCAAGAUUUAAUGAACAGAAGAUGAAAGAGGAGGAAAUUCAUAGAAAAGCUACCCUAACAGUCACGGAGACAAGAGAACUAAAAAACAUUUUAGCAAAGGCAGAGGAAGAGAUUGAACAACUUAAAGGAGAAAGAGAGUCCAUGAUUUUGUCGCACCAAAAUCGUAUAGAACAACUACGGGAAAGUUUUAAACAGAAGAUGUUCGAGGCCGAGUCCUGGCCGGAGAAGUUGGAGGAAAUGCUACAGAAGGAACGGGCAAAACAUGUGGCAUCACUGAAAUCCAUGGAGGAGAGACUGAAAGAGAAUUUCGUUCUGGAAAUCAAGAUAGAGAAAGAGAAGUACCAGGAGCUGUUGGGAAAAUACCAGAAUUCUAACAAGGAUCAUGAAGCUAUUCUAAAAGCUCAGCUGAACUCAUUGGAGAGUAAGUACCGAUCCGAAAUUCGAGAUCUUCAGCAGUUUCUGUCAGACACAAAAGAAAGAGCAAAGGACAGUGAAGACUCAUUACGAAAGGAAGUGCAGAGCCUCAAAUCUAUUAUUCAGGACCUGGAGAACAGAUUAGGACGUUUGGACUCGGGAAAUGAGGAGAUGAUUUCCACUCUGAAACAGCAGUUAAAGGAGACACACGAUGAGCUAGGGGAAACCAGACAACAGAUGGAAGAGCAGGCAGGCCAGCUAAAGACUGCCAAAGAGGAGAAUGCUUUUCUCCAAGAAACAGUGAGGAAAGAAUGUGAGGAAAGAUUUGAAUUGAUGGAAAAAUUCAGCGAGGCUAAAGAAGAACUUCUGCAGUUGAAAAAACCAUCAGGUGGAUAUUCUUCAUUAAACUCAUCUCGGAACUCUUCUGCUGUGAAUUUGAAGAAAUCAGAAAGUUUCAACACUCCCAAGCCAAGCCCUCCUGAUGAUGGGCUCUCUCGAAAGGAUAGUGAGGGCUCCAGCCCUAACAAGACAAAAAUACCAUCAGCCCCUUCUAAUAGGGAUGUUGGUCCAAGUACAAACAAUGAGUUAACAUUUGGUGGAGAAUCAGCAAAAACACCCGGACGAUUAAAGGGCAACUCCCUCGCAGAGAACCGUCGCAGAAUAGCUCAGAUACUUGGACGUAGGGAAAAGUAG
Messenger RNA from Ylistrum balloti, 2139 nucleotides. Its product is annotated as myosin-4-like. The record is from RefSeq and is a predicted model, not a curated record. The transcript is spliced from 15 exons. NCBI's taxonomy places the organism in Eukaryota, Metazoa, Mollusca, Bivalvia, Pectinida, Pectinidae. Bases 1 to 2139 code for a protein of 712 amino acids.